Adineta steineri is the source of this 4797-nucleotide messenger RNA. The record is from the annotation of a GenBank genome assembly. NCBI's taxonomy places the organism in Eukaryota, Metazoa, Rotifera, Eurotatoria, Adinetida, Adinetidae.
AUGUUUUCACGUACAAAAGUAGCAGCAAAAGCAACAAAAGGAUCGAUUGUGCAGAAAGAACAGCGGCUUAUGAUUUCGGGUCGAACAGAAGCUAUAGCAUCGUUUGGUCAACAAAGAAUUUGGUUUCAUGACCAGCUAUACUUUCAUGAUUCCGAUUUAUCUGUCUACAAUAUUGUAGUUCCAUUAUUAAUCAAACAAGGCUCACUCUCAAUUGAACGUGUAAGCUCGGCCUUACGUUCAGUAAUUGAACGGUAUACGAUUCUCCGUACAGCUGUUCGUUUUAAUCCAGGAACUAAUCAGAUUGAACAAUAUAUUCAACCUAUUGCCGAUGAUAUUUACUUAUUCCAACAUUCACGAGGAAUAUCGACAGUGGAACAACUGGAUGAUCUACUUACGGCUGAAUCCAUUAGGAAACACUUUGACGUGGAGAACGGAAGAGUUGUAAAAUGUCAUGUAGUGGAGCGAGGUGAUAAAAGUCAUGAUCAUUUAUUGCAUGAAAAUGAUCUCAUUAUUUUUACUAUCCAUCACAUAGCAUUUGAUCUCACCUCAAGCAAAUCAUUCGUUAAAGCAUUUGAGCGUGCAUGCUGGAUUGACGCGCACCACCAGUCAACAUUAUUGAUUCAGCAAUAUAUAGACUUUGCUCUAUAUGAACAGGCUAUGCUAGCUGAUACAAAUCCCAAUUCAAAAAUGCAUAAAGCACGCCGAUUUUGGUCCGAUCUUAUGCAUGGUUAUGAUUGGAAUCGCAUACGAGUCUUCGUGCCUACCGAAAUUAAACAUGAUCAAACUCGUUCUGGUCGUGGUUAUUCGACUGUAUUUGUCGUUGAUCAACAAGUUGUCGAUGCCAUGAUGAUGUUUGCUUCAUCCAAUAACAUUACGAUGUUUUCGCUGGCAUUUGCCUCCUUCUAUGCGUUCUUAUUCAAGUUACUCAAUAACGAAGAGGACUUAUGCGUAGCAAGUGUUGUAGCUAAUCGUUUUAACCAAGAAACAAAAGAAAUGAUCGGCAUGUUUGUUAAUAUUCUACCAUAUCGAAUACAAAUUGAGCCAAAUAAAUCAUUUAAUCAUUUCGUGCGAAAAGUGCAACAACUAAGUACUGAUAUUUUGGAACAUGCGUCUCUACCAUACCAAGAGAUUAUUGCUCUACACGAUAAACAAAAACAUCAGCGAUUGCCAUCAACAUUCUUUCAAUAUGACUCUUUAAUGUCAUCUACGACGCAAAAAACUACAAUGGAAUUAACUGUAGAUAAAGCUUCAGUUAUUGGUAUAUACUAUGAUCGAGAUCGAAGUCGCGGUAAUGGAUUAUCUACAUUCGAUAUGAGUGUAACAAUAGCACAUGAACAUCAUACGCGAACUACAGAAUGUGUUAUUGACUGUGCAGUUGAAAUAUUUCAAAAUCAAGCUAUUGUUAAUAAACUUGCAACCCGCUUUCAGCAUAUACUUACACAACUAUUUUGUUCUUCGAUUGUUGGCGUGCCAAUCUAUAAUCAAUGCACACCAGCUUCCUAUGCACAAGCUCGUAUAUGGCUUGACGAAAGAAUUCGAUUCGAUCCUGAUAAACCUCAAGUAGCAAUCUAUAAUAUGCCUUUUGUUUAUCGUCUGCAACCAGAUCAUACUUUAUCAAUAGAACGAUUACUUCAUGCCCUCCAACUAAUUGUCUUAAAACAUCAAUCACUUCGUACAUCGCUUGUCUUCAACGCAGAAAAGAACCAAAUCAUGCAACGAAUCAUUGAUCUGAACAAUGAUCAUAAACAAAUGCUUUCAGUUAUCGAAAGUACUUAUGAAACAGAUAAACAACUCACUGAGAUUAUGCAUGAUGAAAAACGUAAUCCUCAUCUUUUUGAUCUUGCUCAUGGUCUUGUCUUUCGAUGUCAUAUUAUUUAUUACAAACAAAUCUCUUCAAAUCAUCUUCUUUCUGACAAAGAUAUACUUAUUUUCAACUUUCAUCAUGCUCUAUUUGACUUUCCAUCAAUGAAAGUUUUUCAUCAUGAUCUUAAUCAAGCAUAUACAACAGGCCAAUUAUUAUAUGAUAACAACACUAAUCUUCGUUAUCUCGAUUAUGCUGUUAUUGAGCAACAAAUGCCAAUGACUGGUGCAAGUAUGUUUUGGCUUGAUGCUCUUCAUGAUUGUAAACUCGAUCAGCCAUUAUCAUUGCCAUUUGAUCGAUAUCGUCUCUCAAAUGAACACCGAACUGGUCGUGGAACAUCGGUUUCUUUUGAUUUUGGUCAAGAUCUAUCACAUGACUUUCUUAUUCAUGCAUCAUCAAAUAACAUUUCACUGGAGCAUCUUGCACUUGCUACUUAUUAUGUGUUUUUAUUCAAAUUAACAAAUGGAGAAAAAGAUUUAUGCAUUGGAAUAAAUACAGAAGAUCGAUAUAGAGAUGAACUUGGAUCUAUCAUUGGAAUGUUUGUGAAUGCUAUACCUUUGCGAUGUCAACUAGAUCCUCAUUUAUCAUUUAAUAACAUUACUAAGCAUGUUCAAGAUGAUAUGAUAAACUGUAUGAAGUAUUCUUAUUUUCCUCUUCAACAUAUUCUCAAUCAACAUCCAAAUAUAUCAACUCCUGUAUUUCUUGAUACAUCAUUUGACUUUGUAUCAUCUACGACAAAAGAUGAGAAGAAUGAAAUAAUGAUCGGUGAUAGUCGAUUUUCUUUACUACCUUAUUCAAUUACUAUUAGUGAAGAUGAAAUCAUGAGUAAAUUUGAUUUUAUUCUUACUUUUCAACAUGAUCUGAAUCUAAAUAAAUUCUCAUGUACCGUUAAUGCUUCCGUUGAUUUAUUCAAUGCUGAAACAAUCUGUAUAAUUGCACAAAGAUUACAGACAAUGUUAUAUCAACAAUUCACAUCUUUUAAUAGUAAAACAAACAAACCUAUUCAUGAAUUAUCAUUAAUAUUACCAGAUGAACAAUAUCUAAUGCAAUCAUUGAAUAAUACACAAGUAUCAUUUUCAUCUUUUCCUCUCACUUGUAUUCAUCAUGAGUUUGUAUGUCAAGUAAUGAAACAUCCACAAAAACUAGCUGUUGAACUAGAUGAACAAUCAUUGACAUAUUGUGAACUGUUGUAUUAUGUUCAAACCUUAUCUUUAACUCUUCUUAAUGAAUAUCAUAUCUCUCCAGGUGAAAUCGUGUGUCAGUGUGUUGAGAGAAGUUUAUCAAUGGUGAUUGGUAUUAUGGGAAUUGAAAUGGCUGGUGGUGUCUAUUGUCCAUUAUCACCUCGAGAUCCACAACAUCGUUUAAAUGCACUUGUACAACAAACUCAAAGUCGUCUUGUACUUGUUCAUUGGUUAACGAAAACGGAGUUUAGCGAUGAUACUCUUACGAUUGAUAUUCAUUCAAGAUUCGCUAAUAAUGAUGUAAUGAGCGAUGGUGAUGUUGAUCGGCUAUCAAGUGUUACAGUGACACCUAAUGAUAUUGCUUACAUCAUAUUUACAAGUGGUUCAACUGGAAUACCAAAAGCGGUCCAAGUUCGUCAUGAAAAUUUCACUCGUUAUAUGCACUCAUUUGUGAGUGUUAGCACAUUGAAGAAGGAUGAUGUAGCUAUCCAAAUGGCUCGAAGUACGUUUGAUGUUCAUCUUCAACAAAUAGUUGGUGUUUUAUUAAUUGGCGGUACAUUGGUUAUACUACGUGCAAGAGGAGUAACUGAUUUUGAUUAUCUAGCUGAUGUUUUAUACAAAAAACAGAUUACAUAUAUGAAUACCGCACCAGUUUUAUUUCAAAGUUUUUUCAUAUUCCUUGGUCAGUGUAAGAAAACAUAUGCUGUGAAGUAUCUUCGAGCACUUUGUAGUGGAGGCGAAGCAUUCGCUUCCAAACUGAUUGAUCUGAUCCAAGAAAGCAAUAUUCCUAAUUAUACUUUAUGGAAUUUAUAUGGUCCUGCUGAAGCGACGAUUACAUCUACAUUUCAUCUCGUAGAUAUAAAAGCUUCUACAAAGUGUAUUCCAAUUGGGAGAUCGCUUUCUAACUAUAAAUGUUUGAUUUUAAAUGAAUUCUUACAAAAUACAUCUGUUAAUCAAGAAGGAGAAUUAUUUAUUGGAGGUGUUGGUGUCUUUGCUGGAUAUCUUGGUCGUGAUGAUUUAACUACAAAAGCUCUGGUUGACAUAGAUGAUACACUAUUUUAUCGAACUGGUGAUCUCGUUACAAUGGAUAACAAUGGUCUUCUUCACUAUCAAGGAAGAAAAGAUCAUCAAAUCAAACUACAUGGACAAAGAAUUGAACUUGGUGAAAUCGAACGAUGUUUACUUAACAACACAUCCAUCUGUGCUUGUGUUGUCAUGAAAUGGAAUGAUGAUUAUCUGGUUGCUUAUGUUCAGUCUUCUUCUAAUAUGAAUGAAGAAGAACUACGUGAACAUUGUCAAUCUCAUCUUCCACCACAUAUGAUUCCAUCGAUAUAUAUUAUACUUGAGAAACUACCUUUGAAUCAAAAUGGAAAAGUAGACAGAAAACAACUUCCGUCACCCGACUUUUCAUUAUCGACUUUGUUGUCGUCCAAUAAAUCUGAUACUCCUCUUAAUCAGCUCGAAGAACGUAUACACACUAUUUGGUGUCAAUUUCUUCAUUCUAAUGAAAGUCGCAUUUCUAGAAAUACCAGUUUUUUUAGUGUUGGUGGUCAUUCACUUCGCUUCAUUGAACUCUAUUAUCGUUAUCAAUCAUUAUUCAACUUCGAUGCUCGUUCACUCUCAAUUGGCCUCUUUCUUCAGCAACCAACUAUUCGACAACAUGCACAACUGCUUGAAACACUUCCCUUCAAUGAUACUGAGACAACACGAUGGCAAUCACUACAUAGCAAUGAAGGUAAAACUUAUUUAAAUUAA